GGGUCGCAUCGCCUACGUGAGGACCAGCAAGUGCUCAUGAUGUUGUCGCACACAACUCUACUUGUUUGUCGUCUGAACUGUCAUCCAAUGUCUCCUCGAGACCACAAUAGUAGAAAUCAUUGCACUUAGGUCAAACGUGUUAACCUACUCCUGUAUACUGUAUAUGCAUUCCUCUCUAGGUUGUGUAUAGAACCAUGUUACGUAACACCAAUCCAGCCGUACGUUAUGUGCUGUAUGUGAAUGGAUGGGAGAACACUAUCACACAAUCAUUCACACAAGUUUGGUUUUAAGAUUGUGCAGUAUUACAUUGGGAAAGUUGUAGAUUUUAGGCCAUUCUGGAUCAUUGCAUUCACAUUGAACAUGGAUAUUAGCCGAUGGGAUGAACGCUGCUGUCCGAGCGGUGGUCCGCAUGGGGAUCUAUGUGGGAGCCAAAGUCUACUUCAUCCAUGAGGGCUACCAGGGCAUGGUGGAUGGUGGGGACAACAUCAAGGAAGCCACGUGGGAAAGUGUCUCGAGCAUGUUGCAAGUGGGCGGCACAGUCAUCGGCAGUGCUCGCUGUAAAGCAUUUCGUACCCACGAGGGACGCCUGAAAGCCGCUCACAAUCUAGUGGAGAGAAACAUCACCAACCUGUGUGUGAUCGGAGGAGAUGGCAGUCUGACUGGAGCUAACCUCUUUAGGGAGGAGUGGAGCGGCCUGCUGGAUGAACUCCUGCAGCAAGGUCUGAUCAGCGAGGACGCCGUGCACACUAACUCUGUGCUGCACAUUGUGGGCAUGGUGGGAUCCAUCGACAACGACUUCUGCGGCACCGACAUGACCAUUGGCACCGACUCGGCGCUGCACCGCAUCAUUGAGGUGGUGGACGCCAUCAUGACCACUGCUCAGAGCCACCAGAGGACGUUUGUGCUCGAGGUGAUGGGACGCCACUGUGGCUACCUGGCUCUGGUCAGUGCUCUGGCGUGUGGAGCAGACUGGGUGUUCUUCCCAGAAAUGCCUCCUGAAGACGGCUGGGAGGAUAACAUGUGUCAGAAACUGUCUGAGAACCGUGCUGACAAGAAAAGACUCAACAUCAUCAUCGUAGCUGAAGGCGCCAUUGACUGCCACAACAAGCCCAUCACGCCUGAUUACAUUAAAGACCUGGUGGUGCGCAACCUGGGCUUCGACACCAGGGUGACCAUCCUGGGCCACGUGCAGAGAGGCGGGACACCAUCAGCGUUCGACAGGAUCCUGGCCAGUCGUAUGGGCGUGGAGGCGGUGCUGGCCUUACUGGAGGCUUCUGCUGGCACUCCAGCCUGCGUCGUGUCUCUGGUUGGCAACCAAGCAGUCAGGCUGCCUCUCAUGGAGUGUGUGCAGAUGACGCAGGAAGUGCAGAAGGCCAUGGACGAGAAGAAGUUUGAGGACGCAGUGAGACUGCGUGGCAGGAGCUUUGAGAACAACUUGAUCACAUACAGACUUCUCUCCUACCGUAAAGCUGACUCUGAGAUUCCAAAUAGCUCCUUCAACGUGGCUGUAUUGAACGUGGGUGCUCCCGCCGCCGGCAUGAACGCCGCCGUGCGCUCGGCCGUCAGGGUGGGAAUAACUGAAGGACACAAAAUGUUUGCAGUGAGCGAUGGCUUUGAAGGAUUCUACAAAGGGCAGAUCAAGGAGAUCAAGUGGGGUGAUGUCGGAGGCUGGACGGGGCAAGGAGGCUCUCUGCUCGGGACAAAGAGAACUCUCCCUGGCAAACAUUUGGAACAAAUAGCCGAGCAGAUUAGGAUCCACAACAUCAACGCGCUGCUCGUCAUCGGUGGCUUUGAGGCCUACGUGGGAUUACUGGAACUUUCUGCAGUGCGGGACAAAUUUGAUGAGUUCUGCGUGCCCAUGGUGAUGGUCCCUGCCACGGUGUCCAACAAUAUACCGGGCUCGGACCUCAGCAUCGGCUCGGACACGGCACUCAAUGCCAUCACGGAUACGUGUGACCGCAUCAAGCAGUCGGCCAGCGGCACAAAGCGGCGGGUCUUCAUCAUCGAGACCAUGGGCGGCUACUGCGGCUACCUGGCCACCGUGGGAGGGCUGGCGGCAGGCGCAGACACCGUCUACAUCUAUGAGGAGCCCUUUGACAUACGCGACCUGCAGGCCAACGUGGAACAUCUGACACAGAAGAUGAAGACAACCAUCCAGAGAGGUUUGGUGCUCAGGAAUGAGAGUUGCAAUGAGAAUUUCACCACUGACUUCAUCUACCAGCUGUACUCUGAAGAGGGACGAGGAGUUUUUGACUGCAGGAAGAACAUUCUAGGCCACAUGCAACAGGGCGGAGCUCCGUCUCCCUUCGACAGAAACUUCGGGACCAAAGUAGCAGCAAAGGCUGUCCAAUGGAUCACGAAGACCCUCAAGGAGUCGUACAAAGGAGGACGAGUGUUUGCUAACUCUGAGGAGAGCGCCUGUCUGCUGGGGAUGAGACGCCGAGCUCUCGUCUUUCAGCCUGUGUCCAAGCUACGAGACGAGACAGACUUUGAACACAGGAUCCCUAAGGAGCAGUGGUGGCUGAAGCUCCGCCCCCUGAUGAAGAUCCUGGCCAAGUACAAGACGAGCUACGACGUGUCUGACUCGGGUCAGCUGGAACAUGUUAGCCGCUUCCGGGCCAAGGAGGGUGAUGCUUCCUCGGCCAUCUGAGCUGGUCCUGCCCCUAUGCUCACAUCUGAUUGGCUGCUGAGAAGCUGAGGAGGUCUUUUAAUGUCACUGAAGUCAUAGCUGCUGUCACUUUAAGAAACUAGCUUGUUAUUCUGAUAAAUUCAGAUAUAUAUGAUCUCAAUAUGCACUCCUAAUGAUGUACUGUAUUUGAGUUUUAGCACUAAAAUGUAGCUUUUAUUUGGUUUGGACGACGUAUAAGAGUUGUUUUGUGUCGUCGUUGUGUGUACAACAUGAAAGUUGUGUCCAGUUUUGUCUUUGUCAGUGGAUGCUGUUAGUUUGGCAGUGAAGUGCCUCCAAGCGUCUGCAGCAUCACCUGUGUGUGGGUGUGUGCACAGUAUUAAAACUUCGAUUGUGCUCAUGAGAUUAUCUUUGUGCUUACGUAUUACUCUUAUGACACAUUCUCAGCUAUGACCUGGAACGCCCCCUGUCUGAACCAGAUUAUAACAGCAAGUGGCGCCAUCGUGUAAAUGUUCUAUUAAAACUGACGUAUCCUUCCAAAGUCUGUUCAUGUUCACUCUGUUGACCGCUAGAUGGCUGCAGAGUACAAUAUUAGUUCCGGUAGCUUGCAGCGAUCAAUUGUUUGGAUUGUACUUCCAUGUGUAUACAGUGGCGGAGGCAGAAAUUUUCAUUGGGGUGGCCAAGGUGAGACCGUUACUCACAUAGACGUGACAAUAAGUUGAUACCUGAAAUGUCUAGAUGGACAGUGCGGUAGCCAGCGAGUGACCAGGGGUGGCCACGGCGAUCACUGGCCACCCCGUAGCUCCGCCACUAUGUGUAUUUGAUCACUUAUUAAUAGAAUGUAUCCAACAAACAACGUGUUAAGUUAACAAGUAGCGCGUCAUUAAGAGACUUUUGCUAGGAUAGACUUCUGCAUUUAUAAAAGUUAGUGCUGCUUGUAUCACAUAUCUUUUUCAAAAAAAGCAAACUCAUAAAUUGUACUUGGUGAGAAGUGAACUGUUAAAAUUGAUUGUCAGAAGUCUGAUCUAACAACAACAUGGUGAAAGAAAACCUAACCCACGUUUACAAAGGAUUUACACAUCGCGUGAGGUUAAAUAUAUAAGUUAUGCCCUUGCAAAGAUAAAAACGGUCUGUCCGUGUUUGAAUGUUUUCUACAACACAUUUAAAGAUCCAGUGAGCAGAAGACAGUGAUAACAAUUCCAUAAAAAUGUUUUAUUCUCAAAAUAAAAUCUUCUAUCAAAGUGACAAUUAUACAUAUUUACAUCAUCUGUGUGUGCAGCAAUAAUAAUAUAAAUACCAUCUGAAACCCG
Dunckerocampus dactyliophorus (ringed pipefish) is the source of this 3936-nucleotide messenger RNA. RefSeq names its product ATP-dependent 6-phosphofructokinase, platelet type-like. The transcript has 22 exons. The record is from RefSeq and is a predicted model, not a curated record. Lineage: Eukaryota; Metazoa; Chordata; Actinopteri; Syngnathiformes; Syngnathidae. Gene Ontology annotation, molecular function: identical protein binding; 6-phosphofructokinase activity; ATP binding. The coding region runs from base 380 to 2650 and encodes 756 amino acids. Gene Ontology annotation, biological process: canonical glycolysis; fructose 6-phosphate metabolic process; fructose 1,6-bisphosphate metabolic process. Gene Ontology annotation, cellular component: membrane; cytoplasm; 6-phosphofructokinase complex.